Molecule: messenger RNA, 1642 nt
Organism: Brachypodium distachyon (stiff brome)
Lineage: Eukaryota; Viridiplantae; Streptophyta; Magnoliopsida; Poales; Poaceae
Product: 12S seed storage globulin 1
Exons: 4
Coding region: 18-1469 (483 amino acids)
Molecular function (GO): nutrient reservoir activity
Source: RefSeq, a predicted model, not a curated record
CUUCUCUUCAAACAAUUAUGGCAAACACUAGUUUCUCAUCUCUUUCUUUUUUCUUUUGCGUUUUCCUCCUGUGCCAUGGCUCCAUGGCGCAACUGUUUAGCCAGAGCUUAAACCUGUGGCAAAGUCCUCGCCAAGGAGCUUUCAGGGAGUGCAGAUUUGAUAGGCUACAAGCACAUGAACCACUCCGUCAAGUGAGGUCACAAGGGGGUCUGACCGAGUAUUUUGAUGAGCAGAAUGAGCAAUUUCUCUGCAGUGGUGUAUCCGUCAUCCGUCGUGUUAUCAAUCCUCGAGGCCUUCUCUUACCUCGAUACCAUAAUACUCCAGGAUUAGUCUACAUCAUCAGAGGUAGUGGGUUUGCCGGGUUUGCUUUUCCUGGAUGCCCAGAGACCUUCCAACAAUUUGAGCAAGCACAAGGUCCAAGCCAAAGCCAACAAUUUAGUGAUGAGCACCAAAAAGUCCACCGUUUUCAACAAGGAGAUGUCAUUGCGCUGCCGGUUGGUGUUGCACAUUGGUUGUACAACGAUGGUGAUGCACCAAUUGUAGCUAUCUAUGUUUUUGACACAAACAGCAACGCCAAUCAGCUUGAACCUAGGCGAAAGGAAUUUAUGUUGGCUGGUGCAAAUAGGUUGGCGCAACAGUACUUCGGCGACAACAUAUUUAGUGGAUUCAAUGUGCAGUUGCUUAGUGAGGCCCUUGAUAUAAAUGAACUGACAGCACAGAGGCUUCAGAGUCAAUAUGAGCAAAGAGGUGAAAUCAUCCUUGUGGAUCAUGGUCUUCAAUUUGUGAAGCCUGCUGUUAUUCAACAAAAGGAGCAACUGUCGUAUCCGCAAGGGCGGUCUCAGAUUGGGCGAUCAAUUGGUGGAAGUUUGAAUGGUUUGGAGGAGAACUUUUGUGAUCAUAAGCCAAUCAUAAACAUCGAAGAUCCCAAUCAAGCUGACGAAUACAAUCCACGUGCUGGGAGGAUAACACAUCUUAACAGCCAGAAGUUCUCCAUCCUUAACACCGUGCAAAUGAGUGCUACAAGAGUAGACCUCUACCAGAAUGCUAUUCUUUCACCAUCCUGGAAUAUUAAUGCUCAUAGCGUGGUGUACAUGAUCCAAGGGCAUGCUUGGGUUCAGGUCGCCAACAACCAGGGUCAAAAUGUGUUCAAUGGCCUUCUUCGUUCGGGGCAACUAUUAAUCAUCCCACAAAACUAUGUUGUUCUAAAAAAGGCGGAGCGUGAAGGAUCCCAACACAUUGCAUUUAAGACCAAUGCAAACUCCAUGGUUAGUCACAUCGCAGGAAAGAACUCAAUAUUUCAAGCGUUGCCUACUGACGUCAUCGCCAAUGCGUACCGCAUCUCAAAAGAGGAAGCCCAAAACCUCAAAACCAACAGGGGAGAAGAGUUUGGCGCCUUCACUACUAAAUUCCCUCCAUUGAGCUACCAGAGUUUUGAGGAAUCAGCUUCAAGUCGCAAGGCAUCAGAGUGAAUGAACUAAUAUAUAUGAGAACUGUAGAGUAAAAUAAAUAAAUCUCAAGUGUGCAGCACUUGAUGUUUGUGUUCUCAAUAAAAUAUAAAUAAAAGUUUGUGUGUUUCAUAUGUGUGUCUGUUUUGUAUUCCCGCUCUCUAUACUUCCAGUGGCAGAGCCAGAUGAUUGAUGCA